Molecule: messenger RNA, 426 nt
Organism: Prorocentrum cordatum
Lineage: Eukaryota; Dinophyceae; Prorocentrales; Prorocentraceae
Source: the annotation of a GenBank genome assembly
AUGGGCAGGUGCCUGCGGCGGGCCUCGCUGUGUGCGCUGCGGGCCGCGGGGCAGACCGUGGCCGCGGCGGAGGCCACCAGCGCCGGGCUCGUCGCCGCGUGCCUGCAGGCCGUGCGGGGCGCCAGCGCCUUCUGGCAGGGCGGCGUGGUGAUCUACUCGCCGAGGGCGGCCGCCGCCCUCCUGCCUCGGGAGGUCCUCGUGCGGCUUGGCAGCAGGAGGUCCAACUACAGCAGCCCCGAGAGCUACGUGCGCUCGAAGGAGAGGUGUUCACCUCCACCCUGGCAAAGUUCUACCGGGAAAGGUUCGCCGUGGACUGGGCGCUGGCGGAGAGCGGGGCGUCUGACCCCAGUGGGCUGCCGCCGCAGCUGCGGGAGGCGGGAGCUUUCACGUCCGCCACUGUGGCAGGACCAGGAGGCCUGGAGCUGA